Gadus macrocephalus (Pacific cod) is the source of this 5227-nucleotide messenger RNA. Its product is annotated as receptor-type tyrosine-protein phosphatase beta-like. Gene Ontology annotation, biological process: protein dephosphorylation; angiogenesis. Lineage: Eukaryota; Metazoa; Chordata; Actinopteri; Gadiformes; Gadidae. The record is from RefSeq and is a predicted model, not a curated record. Gene Ontology annotation, molecular function: cadherin binding; protein tyrosine phosphatase activity.
UCUCUCUCUGCAGUCCCGGCGGCGGUUGGCGAGGUGACGGUCAGCAACAACGGCCGCAUGGACUUCCUGAGCGUGUCGUGGCGCCCGGGGCCGGGCGAGGUGGACGGCUACCUGGUGUCGCUGCGGGACCGGACAGGGCGGUCCCACACGCUGGCCGUGUCCAAGUCCAGCCAGUGCGUCUUCAACUCCCUGGUGUCCGGACGCCUCUACAUCUCCAUCACCGCCCGCUGCGGGGCCUACGAGAACCACACCGUGGUGCAGGAGCGCACGCAGCCGUCGGGCGCAGGACCCACCGCCUCCCACGACGCGCGGGACGACCACCUGAAGGUGUACUGGCGCCACGCGGCCGGAGUCGACUCCUACCAGGUGGUCAUCAAGCACAACCUCUUCCACCAGAACCAGACGGUGUCAAGACGCGCAACGAGUGUGUGUUCACGGGCCGGUGCCCGCAGGCUGUACUCUGUGCUGGUCAUCACCUGGAGCGGAGCCUACGCGACCGGCGUCCCUACGCACGGGCGCACCUUCCCCGCUGCGGUGCGGUCGCUGACCCUGGCCGGGCGCGGCACCGACGACCUGCGGGUGGCGUGGGCGGCGGCGCCCGGCGACGUGGACCACUACGAGGUGCAGCUGCUGUUCAACGACCUGAAGGUGUUCCCGCCCGUCACGCUGGGCAGCGGCGCCGGGGAGUGCGUGCUGUCCUCCCUCACGCCGGGGCGCAUGUACAAGGUCCUGGUGUCCACGUUCAGCGGGCCCAACCAGAGGGCCCAGUUCAUCGAGGGACGCACAGUGCCCAGCAAGGUGAAGAGCAUCCACAUCAGCAACAGCGGCGAGAGCAGCAGCCUGCGGGUGAGCUGGACGGCGGGCCAGGGGGAGGUGGACAGCUACGUGGUGUCCCUCCACAGGGAGGGCCGCCGGCUGGACGCCCGGCCCGUGCCCAAGCACCACAACGAGCUGCGCUUCGACUCGCUGCAGCCGGGCCAGCUGUACGACGUCACGGUGCAGUCCAUCAGCGGGGAGCUGGUCAACAACAGCACCGCCAGCGCACGCACCGUGCCCUCCAUCGUGUCGGGGCUCCAGGUGGACACCCAGGAGACCAUCAGCAGCCUGCAGGUCACCUGGCAACAGGCGCUGGGCGUUGCCGACGGUUACAGCCUGGAGGUCCUGGAUGGGAGGGGAGAGCUGGUGACCAACUCCUCGGAGCCGUACGGACGCGGCCAGCAUCGCUUCGACCGGCUCACCCCCGGCAGGAAGUACCGGGUGGUGGUCCGUACCACCAGCGGGGGGGUCAGCAGCCAGGGGGUCAGCGGCGAGGGCCGCACACGUCCAGCCGCGGUCUCCGAGCUGUCCAUUCAGUCCAACACCACAAGUAGCCUGUCGUUCCAGUGGUCUCCACCAGAGGGCGACUUUGAGACCUAUGACAUCUUCCUGUUCAACGGGGAUGACCGGCUGCAGGAGCAGCUCAAGGGACAGUCUGCCAUCCAGCAGUGCUCCUUCAAGGGCCUGGUGCCUGGAGCGCCUUACAAGAUGGUGGUGUUGACACGGAGUGGGGAGCUGACCAACGACUCAGCCAUCUGGGCCAGGACUGUCCCGGGGGCCGUGCUGUCCCUGCAGACCCACAGCACCAACCGCUCCGAGGAGCUCAGGGUGAGCUGGUCGCGGCCCCCGGGCGAGCUCAGCCGCUACCUGCUGUCCCUCUACGCCCCCGACGGAGCCCGGCAGGCCCAGCGGCCGCUGGGGGCCGGGGUCACCGAGCACGUCUUCCAGGGGCUGGUGCCGGGACGGCGGUACCAGGUGGUCGCGCUCACCUGUAGCGGGGAGCUGGUCAACAGCGCCAGCACCGCGGGCCGAACCGCCCCGCGACCCCCGACCUCCCUGUUCCUCGGCGUCACCAACACCUCGGUGGAGGUCACGUGGAGCGGGCCCGUGGACUCGGACUACGACGACUAUGACCUGCAGUGGGUCCCCAAGGUGCAGCUGUCCGUGGUCAACCCCUACCUCGCCCGCACCUCUGGCAGCCGGCUCCUGCAGGGCUUCUACCCCGGGAGGCUCUACACCCUCAGCCUGCGCACGGUUAGCGGGGCCACCGAGGCCGGCGCCCGGCCCGCCUACAGCGCCACCGUCUACAAGAGCAUCCGCACCAAGCCCGGCCGGGUCCACGGCCUGCACUGCCGCCCCCAGAGCUCCACCUCCAUCUCCUGCUCCUGGGGCGCGCCCCGGGCCGAGUACGACUCCUACACCGUGGAGUGCCUCCACCAGGGCUCCCGCACCCUGGUGUACUCGCGCCGCACCGGCCGCGACUCCACCGUCUACCUCAUCAGCCAGCUGGAGCCCCACAAGCGCUACACCGUGUCCGUCAAGGUCAUCUCGGACACCAUGGUGAGCGAGGCGGCGCGGGACAGCGUGGUGACCAUGAUCGACCGCCCUCCCGUGCCCCCUCCCAGCGUCCGAGUGAGCGACCGGGUGGCGGUGGUCUCCAAGUCCUCCAUCGUCUUCAGCUUCAACUGCAGCUGGUUCAGCGACAUCAACGGAGCCGUGCGCAACUUCACCGUGGUGGUGACCGAGUCUGAGGACAGCGAGAUGCUCCAGCCCGACCAGCAGCACCCCCUCCCCUCCUACCUGGAGUACAAAACCAACAGCUCGGUCAAGUCCUACCAGACGGCCUACUUCCCCAGCAACUGUGCCGAGGGCCCGGACGUGGCCCCCCAGAGCUUCGACAUCAGCCUGGGAACGGGCAUGGACACACUGGGAGGGGACUGCGACGCCACGGACGGAGAGCCGGUAGACCCCGACCUGGAGGGGGAGACCGGGCCCUUCUGCGACGGACCCCUCAAACCUCAAACCGCCUACAGGCUGAGCGUGCGGGCCUACACCCAGCUGCUGGACGACCACCAGAAUGCCGGCGCCUCGCCGCUCUUCACCGACACCUACCUGUCACUGCCCGUCGUCACCGAGGCCGAGCCUGGGAGCGGGGUGAUGGAGGGCAUCAGCGCCGGCCUGUUCCUCAUCUCCAUGAUGAUCGGCGUGACCGCUCUGCUCGUCUGCAGACAGAAGGCCCGCAAAGUGAGUGUGGAAGAGACACCAGUCGUCAGGAUGAGCAUGAGGAGAGAGAGAUCACCCAGCUCUGGAGUGUACAUGGGAGUCCGAGGGAACCGCCGCAUUUCAAGCCCCAUCAAGAUCAUGAACUUUGACGGCCACUUCUCCAAACUGCAGGCUGACUCCAACUACUUUCUGUCCGAGGAGUUUGAGGAUCUGAAGGAGGUGGGUCGGAACCAGCCACUGGAUACUGCUCUGCUCCCGGAGAACCGCGGGAAGAACCGAUACAACAACAUUCUCCCCUAUGACUCAACGCGGGUGAAGCUGGCCUGUGUAGACGAUGACCCCUGCUCCGAUUACAUCAACGCCAGCUAUAUUCCUGGAAACAACUUCCGCAGGGAGUACAUCGCCACGCAGGGCCCUCUUCCGGGGACUAAGGACGACUUCUGGAAGAUGGUCUGGGAGCAGAACGUCCAUAACGUCGUCAUGGUCACACAGUGUGUGGAGAAAGGCAGGGUCAAGUGUGAUCACUACUGGCCCUUCGACCACGAGCCCCUGUACUACGGGGACCUGAUAGUCCAGAUGCUGUCCGAGUCCGUCCUGCCCGAGUGGACCAUACGGGAGUUCAAGAUCUGCAGUGAGGACCAGCUGACCUACUCCAGGCUGGUGCGUCAGUUCCACUACACCGUGUGGCCCGACCACGGCGUGCCCGAGACCACCCAGUCCCUGAUCCAGUUCGUCCGCACGGUCCGGGACUACAUCAACAGGAGCCCUGGGUCCGGGCCCACCGCGGCCCACUGCAGCGCCGGCGUGGGGCGCACCGGAACCUUCAUCGUCCUGGACCGCGUUCUGCAGCAGCUCGACACCAAGGACGCGCUGGACAUCUACGGCGCCGUGUUCGACCUGCGCCUGCACCGAUCCCACAUGGUCCAGACCGAGUGCCAGUACGCCUACCUCCACCAGUGCGUGCGUGACGUGCUGAGGGCCAGGAAGCUUCGCAGGGAACAAGAGAACCUCCUGUACCCCAUCUAUGAGAAUGUCCACCAUGACACUCAAAGAGAUAUGGUGUUCACCAGGCGUUAAAGAUUGUAUUGGUGAUGGAGCAAGAAAAAAGAGAUUGACUGUACAGUUAUAUUUGUAGCACUACUGUAAUACAUCACAAUUAUAUUUUUUUAUUCAAUAUUUUAUGUGUUUAUGACAAAAUAUCAUAGAGGAAAGUAUAUGACCAUUAACUUAUAGCAACAAUAUAACUUUAAACUGAAUUGUGUAUACAUUAUGUUGGUGUUUGUAUAUAUUUUGCAAUAUUUCGACAAUCUUCGGAUUUUAUGAUAGUAAUAAGCUAAAAAUAAAUUUGCACAUAAUGACUACAGCACAAAACCAAAGUAUGAACAUUUGAUUUUCGGAGAACGGCUGUUGGCUCAACUAGAGUCUUGUACUGUAAAGGUUUUCUGUGUCACUAGCCACUCACAGAGAGUGAUUCAUCAUGAGUAAAAGUGAAGUCAGCAGAUUAUUUUCCCCCAACAGCAUUUAAAUCACGGUGCCUUUAACUAAUGACUUGGUUGCUCAAGUCACUUUGUGAAGCCAAGUUAAAAAAGUUUUUAAAAUACUGUCCAAAAUGUACUGUUUAAUUUAUGUAUCGAUUGAUGUGAAUCUAACUUUUCUUAAUCUAAUCUAUCUAGUAUGCUGUAUCUUUCCUACUGCACAUUUUACAUUAACUCAAAUGUAUAAGGUGCAAUUUGUAGCAUACAUAAAAUGUAUUCCAUUUUUUACAUUCACAAAAUUAAGAAGGUUAUGGUCCAUUGCCUGAUAUAUUACACUAAAUCAGGAUUAUGCAUUUUUUUUUAAAGACUCAUGCUUUUCCCCCUCAGUUAUUUAAAUAAGAAAGUGUUCAAUGUAUGGAGAGGAAAUAUUUUUAAGCAAUCAAAAUAAUUGAUAAAUCGAAAACUAUUUUAAAUCAGAUUUAAGCAUAUUCCACACUCAAUGGUAUAUUCUUGCUCAAACACGAAUUGUAACAUGACAUGUAACAGUCACUGUCAAGGAAUGCUGAAAGGAACUCACUAUAUUUGCGGCCGAUGCCCAAGAAUGCCAGCUUGGAUAUAGUUACUACUUUUCACAUAUAAUGAUCGUAUGUAUAUGGCAUAUCGUGACGCAUAUUCUGUGGGUGUUUAAAUAAAACGAGUAAUUAUGUUUUUAA